AUGAAGCAGCUUCGAGGUCAAUGGCUAAGAUCUUCAAAGCUGUUGCAGAAAGAACAUGAUGUAUACCAUGCGGCCCAUGACAGGCUGAAUCGAAUCCGCAAAGCAGAUUUGUGGGAGCUGUUUGCAGGUGAAGCACAAUGUUCUUACUUGGCCAAUGAGUACUACAUGAAUGCUCUUCAACCAUGGGACUUAAUCUAUGGCCAAGACUUGAUGAAGCGUUCUUUGCAGACCGAAGCCCAUGCAGUCCUUCACAAGUUCAGACCAGCUUUGAUCUUGAUGGGCCUGGACUGCAGCCAUCGUCUGGAGGACUGGGAGUGGCCUCAAUCACUUCAACAUCCUCUUUUGAAGUUGGCAGCCUCACUUGCAAAACAACAGCAUGCUGGACACCGUUUCUUUUUGAUUCAGAACUCUCAAAACAGUGAACUUUGGGAACAGCCUGAGAUCAAAGACCUUGGACGCCUUCCAGGUGUUUGGAAAGUCACUUGCCUAGCCGGAGCUUUUCAUGCACAGGUCCAAGGCAAACCAAUACGAAAACCAUUCACCUUCCUGGGCAACCUUCCUGGCCUUGAGCAGGCCCUCCAGCGCACGAUGACCAAGGAAGAGCUGGACAUGUGCGUCCCCAUUCAAGGAUCUAUGACCAAACCUUCUCAGGCAUAUCCAGAAGAGCUUUGCAGAACCAUUCUAGCAGCGCUCUAUGAGGAACUACAUCGGCGACAACCACAUCGCUUUUGUGUAUGCCUCAGUUCUCCUUUUGAAGCUCUACCAGUGCAACAACCAACUGAGGAUCUCUCUCAAUGGGACCCUGUUGUUGACUAUGUGGAGAAGAGCUUCGAGAGAACUGCGAAAAGACCUUACAACAUCGACCCCAAGAGCGACAUGGGACAGACCAUCCAAGGUCUGUUUCGCAUCGAUGCCAUACGCAUCCAAGUUGUGUCAUCACCAACUACCAGAAGAAUCCCUAACAAUGUGGAUGAGUACUUCACCAGAGCCUCAUUCUUGUGCUUCAACGACGACACCAGAGCGGUGGAAGUGGAGGAUCUUGAUCAAGUCCGCUUUCCACGGCAACGUUUUGACAAACCUGUGAGACUUGCGGUGUUUGCCUAUGGACACCGAAGACCGCUGGACCUUGAAAGAGUAGAUCCAUCCAGCCAACCAUCUACUUCAACACCAACCGUGGUUCCCAACUUGCCCACGGACAUUGACUUCCCAGGCCUUACUUCUGGGAUCAGACAGGAGAUCAAGGCCUCAGUGGCGCGUUUGCACCUCAACAUGGGACAUCCAUCACGCGAGGAGCUUUGCAGACUCCUUGCCUAUGAGGGUCAUGUUCCAGAUGAAGUAUAUGAAUGCGCAAGAAAGCUCAGAUGCGCAACUUGCCAGCGUUUGAAACCUCCUCAAGCACCAAGACCAUCAACAACUCCGAAGUUAUUGAACGGCCAGUUCAAUGAUGAGGUCCAGGGUGACAUCUUCUACUGCAGAACCUUGGAUGCCACAACGUUUAUGGUUGUGGGCUUUGCUGACAAAGCCACCGGGUUUCAUCAAGCCCUCGUGCUUCCUGACAGGCACGCCAACACUGUGUUUGAAGCCUUUGAGCAACUUUGGCUUCGACCCUAUGGCAUCCCUUUGAAGGUCAUGACAGACCCUGACCCCUCCUUCCGUGGUCACUUCCAGGAGCGACUUCAGGCACUUGGAUGUUUACUGGAGUUUUGCCCUGCGGAGAGCCACUUUGUCAUUGGCAUGAUUGAGCGGAGAAACAGUUUGCUGAGAACCAUUUUGGAAAAGCUGAUAGACACCUUUGGCAUCAACCAGGUGGACCAGUGCUCAACUGCACUCGUGGCAGCCUGCCAUGCCAUCAACUCAGGAAUCCACACCCAUGGACGGUCAGCCUACCAGGCCGUUUUUGGGAAGCAGCCAAGGUUGAUCGACAGCAACUUCAGCAAUCCUAUGGUUUUGGCUUCUUCAUCACCGAUUGCUCAGCUUCAGGAUUCAGAUGCUGGACUUCGAGCUGAGGUGGUUAGAGCCGAGGACAAGGACAACCAAAAUCCCAGACCUGAUGCCAGGUCAACCUUGCGCCUUCUGGCGCUGGGCCCGCAGAGGCCAGAAGAAGCGGGGCACUUGGGUGAUUGCAAGAAGUUCAGCGACCAUCUCUUGAGGGAUGAGCAGGGUCCACCACCACCAGACAACCUGAUGGUCGAUGACGACACCAUUGACACCAAUGCCAACCUCGACAUCAAUGCCGAGCUGAACGAGAACACCAGUCUCACGAAGACGUUCCCGCACACCAACAAGCAGACGCCUAACACAGGCGUGAUCCACCGUGAUCCAACCCACGUCCACGCACAGCCGUGCUAUGGACCAGCCUCAAGGGUUUUUCAACAGGCCUAUUGGGCCACAAGCCAACGCCGUGAAGACCUGCGCAACGCCCCUGGUAAAUCACCUGAUGAAUCAGACACCACGGCAGAUGAAUCAGACGACGACAACAAUACAGCACAUGAGGGCCAGCAACAAGAGCCCGACGAACAACCAGCCCUUCACCAACAAGCAUUCGGCAAGCAGACAUACAACAAGCAGCUUGACAGACAAGAUGCCAAGAACAAACAGGCACUGCAGCAGAAGCUACACAGCAAGAUACAAAGCAUGAAGCAUCAAAGACAAACACAGAGAGCACAAGACAUGGCAAUUCACAAGCAAGGCCUCUCUCGGCAAGAACAGAAGGCACUGGAUCGUGAGAUUCCAUGGAGGACAAUCUUAGCAAUGCCUCCAGCCUACGUUGACAAGUUCUUGGCCGCGAUCUCCAAAGAGGCCAACUCAUGGCUUGAAUGGAACUCAGUAGAACCUCUUUCACCAGAAGAAGCUCAGAAGGUUCUGAAGGACCCCUUGCUUUCCAAAAGAAUUCUGCCGUCACGAGCGUGCUAUCGUGACAAAGCCUGCGGCAUUGGAGAAGUUCAGCCGAAGUGUCGCAUAGUGGCGCUUGGACACCUUGAUCCAGACCUAGCAACUUUGAACCGCAAUGCUGGAACUCCAAGCCGUUGCACUGAGCAGAUCAUGUAUGCCAUGCUUGUCGCAGGUUUGAACUGCGAACUCUUUGAUACCACUCUUUCAUGGAUAGCUUGGACUGGAGAUGCCUCUACGGCUUUUCUGCAAGGACAAAAUGCUGAUCGCACUAUGCCACUUUUUCUACGACCUCCUCAAGAUGGACUGAUCUCUAUGACGCAGCACUGGUCAGCUCCACUCUAUCGAGUUCGUGGCAACGUGUAUGGCUUAGCAGAUGCACCAGUCACUUGGAGCAAAGAAGUUUGCCGCCGACUGCAGAGCCUGGGCUUCACACAACAUGACUUCGACAGGCAGCUGUACCUUCUGCGAAAGGACGGCCAAAUCAUAGCUGCCAUCAUUGUUUAUGUUGAUGAUUUCCUUGGCAUAAGUAGGUCUGACCAUGACCUUAGUUCAGUUCAUGGUUUGUUCAAAUGGGGAGCUCUGAAUUACUUCCAAGAAAAUAAGCCAAUAACCUUCAAGGGAAAGGAACUGACCCUGAAGCGCAAUGAGCACCAGCGCUUCUAUCUGCACAUCACAUUGAAGAAGUUUCUGGAAGGCAUCGAGUUUGGCGCCAUUGCCAAAGGUCGAUUGCAAGGUUCGCCUGAGCUUUCAUUGGACGAGCGCAAGGAACUGAGAAGCAUUUGCGGAUGUUUGCAAUGGGCCGCAUCCCAGGCCCGACCUGAGAUUGCUGCGACGGUCAGCCUGUCUGGCCAUGGCGAAGAGGCAAAGAUCACAGACUUGAAACAGCUGCAUGCCACUCUCAAGUAUGUCAAAGAGACCCCGCAGUAUGGAAUCAACAUCAUGGAUGUACCAUUCACCCGUGAUUCUGUAGUGCUGGGAUAUAGUGACAGCAGCUGGGCGAAUGCGCGAAAGUCUGGCAGCCAGAUCGGAGUUUUGGUGGGCCUGACGACUCCAUCCGUCAAGACCACAAUGGCACCAUUUACUUUGCUGGAUUGGCGCUCAGCUCGUUCACCGCGAGUCUGCCGAUCAACUUUGGCUGCUGAGGCGACCGCUGCUGAUGAGUGCGCUGACCGCUUAGCCUAUGUGAAUUUGUUCAUAAGUGAACUGAUGUAUAACCAAGCAGCUCACCGAGUAGGUAGUAGGUUAGCCACCCUCCAAGCUGUAGAUGCCAAGUCGUUGUUUGAUGCAAUCAUGAGUGAGAACCCAUCACUCAAUGAUAAGCGAACCCUGGUGAGCAUCAGGGCAAUUCAGGAAACAAUUUCGAGUAAAGAAAUUCGAUGGGUCCCAACACGUUUUCAAUUUGGUGACGGCUUGACGAAGACAGAUGACAAGCUUCUGGAAGCUUUCAGGCGAUGGCUCAAUAUGCCACUUGCCGUUUUGACCGAGUCACCAGAAAACCAGCCAUAUGAGGAAUACCUUUUUCCCCAAGGUGCAAAAAAGAAAAACACCAGUGAAAAUGUCAUGCAAUCCAUGUCAACCAGCUGA
Messenger RNA from Cladocopium goreaui, 4476 nucleotides. The record is from the annotation of a GenBank genome assembly. Lineage: Eukaryota; Dinophyceae; Suessiales; Symbiodiniaceae.